This is a messenger RNA of Ambispora gerdemannii, 342 nucleotides long. The record is from the annotation of a GenBank genome assembly. NCBI's taxonomy places the organism in Eukaryota, Fungi, Glomeromycota, Glomeromycetes, Archaeosporales, Ambisporaceae.
AUGACUUUUGAACAACAAUUAACAACACUUUUAGAAGAAACAAGAGCCAAAAUUACUCUGCAGGAUACAGAAAAAAGUGACGAACUUGAUCUAAAUAAUAUUUCAUUUGGAAGUUUAUCUAAAUUUCAAGAGAUUAACCAAAGAAUAAAAGAUAAUGAUAAAACGCAAUACCAAGAGGUUGAAUCCCAAACAGAAGAGGAAGAAAAUGACCAACAUUUUCAGCGAUCAAGUUUCUAUAAGGAAGCAAUAGCACCUUCAAAAGAUAAUAAUAAUAUAACUGAAAUGAAGAAGAAAAUGCUCCCGAAAAAGAACUUUCCCAGGAAGUUCUUAGACAAAUACUAG